Molecule: messenger RNA, 1407 nt
Organism: Syzygium oleosum
Lineage: Eukaryota; Viridiplantae; Streptophyta; Magnoliopsida; Myrtales; Myrtaceae
Product: disease resistance protein RPV1-like
Exons: 3
Coding region: 417-1247 (276 amino acids)
Biological process (GO): defense response; signal transduction
Molecular function (GO): ADP binding
Source: RefSeq, a predicted model, not a curated record
GCAUCAGCAAUGGGUGCCACGGAAGAGACCAGGAUUGCUACCGUUCUUACUUCUUAGGGUAGAGCUAACAGUCAUCUAGAGACCACGAAUUAGCGAACACGCCUAGAGAGAAAGAGGUAGUUGACCUUUUUGGGGACCUCUCUUUAGGGGCCAUCACCUAAUCUUCCACGGUCAAACCUCUCGAGGAGCACGAACCUUCUUCAGCAUUUCCAAGGGGAGAACUUAACGUACACGUUAUUCUCGAGUGGACCAAGCCAACAAGUUUGACUUGACUAGAGGAUGAGGUCCAAAAGAAGAUAGGGCAAGGACUACAAGCAUUUGCAGAAAAGCAUCCUAAAAGCUUCUUUCGUUGUUCAUCAAUCCUUUUGAGCAGCAGAAAAGCAUCUUUUCGUUUCAACUUUCCCCCUCAUAUCGCCAUGGGUAAUGGGCAGAGUCAGGGAAAUAGAAAGAGAGCAGAGGAAGAGAGCACUGAGGGAGCAUCCAUUCCUUCGUUCAUCUCUCCAGUACCCACAGAUGUAGGUUGCAGUCAAUAUGACGUGUUCUUAAGCUUUAGAGGCACCGAUACCCGCAAGGCAUUCACUGAUCACCUCUAUCACAGUCUGAUCAAGGCAGGGACAGUACCGAUUUGCGUGUUCAGGGACGAUAACAGCAUACCAAUUGGCGAGGAAUUUGAUUCACAGAUUCUCGAUGCCAUCGCACGGUCUAAGAAUUCGAUCCCCAUCAUCUCGGAAAAUUAUGCGUCGAGCAAAUGGUGCCUCCGUGAGCUCAUUCAUAUCAUGGACUGCAAGAAGAGCAAGUCACACAUAGUCUUGCCCAUCUUUUACAAAGUGGACCCAUCGGAUGUGCGGUAUCUAAAAGGAAGGUUUGGGGAGGCCUUCCAUUCGUGUAAGAAGCGUUUUGAUGAGAAGGAUAUUCAGGAAGGGCAGCGAGCACUUAGAGAAGUGAGUGGCUUACAUGGAUGGGAAUCCGAGAAAGUUGCUAACGGGCAUGAAGGAGAAUUAGUGGAAAAAGUUGUCGAAAAAAUUCUGAGCGAGUUGCGACAAGAUUUUCAGCUUGAUGUUACCAAGCACUUAGUUGGAAUUGGAGAUCAUUUGAACAAAAUCAGGAAUUGGGUAGACGCUCCUGCCAGGGUUGCUCGAAUGAUUGGAAUAUAUGGUAUGGGUGGGAUUGGAAAAACAACUCUUGCCAAGCAAAUUCGCGAUGUACAUGUGGGAGGACUGUGGGCUUUAUCCAAGUCAAGGAAUUGAAGAGUUGAAGUUGAGGUGCUUAAUUAAAAUUAGAGAUGGUGGUUGGUUUGAGAUGCAUGAUCAAUUGAGAGAUCUUGGAAGGAGCAUUUUUUGCCAAGGACAACCACUUGACAAACGGAGCGGACCAUGGGACUACGACUAUAAGGGAGCCUCAAGGGUA